AUGGGAAUCCCUCGCCUGAAGCUGUAUAUCGCUAUCCUAUUUGGCUCUAUUUUGCCAGUAACAGGGACCGUUGCAGAGGCAAAGAAAGAUGACGAUAAUUGGCCUACUUGGUGUAAGAUAGGUGGCGCUGUAAUAGGAGGUGUUGGUGCUGUUGCAGCAGCCCCCUUUGUUCUAACAGCUGCAGGAUUCACAGGUGCAGGAAUAGCAGCAGGAUCUGUCGCUGCAAGUGCAAUGUCAGCAGCAACUACAUAUGGCGCGGGAGCAGGGGCAGUCGCUGCAGCGCAAUCAGCUGGUGCAGCAGGAAUCGGGGUUGCUACCAAAGUGGUAAUUGGAACGACGGCUGCUUAUGCUGGCUCUAAGGUAGCUGAAAAAGUUGGACCAUGUGACAAUGACGUUGGCGGUGAUGCAUCGAACAGUGGGGAGUGUAAAAAAUAAAAUAAGGGCAUUCUACUUGAAAGUGUGUUUUCUAUCCUAUCGAUUAUGCAAUACUGCACCAUGCCAGGGAGUACUGACUUUCGUUCAUACAGUUAAGUACCCCGAACUGGAUGUUUUACACACUUUUAACUAAAACGCCCAUAUCGAAAAGACAAUAAGAUCUAGAAGCUUAGAGACGAAUGGAAUGAAAAAAUUGAUUUUGAGGAGAAUUGAAAAUUAUUGGUUAGAUGCGUAUAUGCUUCCAAACAAACUCGAUUGAUUAAAAAAUAAUGUACCCUUUUUGUCAAAGUGUUGAUAUAUAUUUGAUUGUGGAUAUUAAAGACAAAUUCCAUGUGUAUACCAAUGUAGAUGUACACUGAUAUAUGUUUUGUUUUAUCAGAUGUCUUAUUCUAAUGUACUGUGAGGAAUCAUCAACCACAUAGGCGCUACCAUUUCAGAUUUUGAAAUGUUGUAGUAGAUCGCAUGUGGUGCGAAAUGCUUCCUCUGAAUAUAUGGAAUAUUAACCGGCAAUAU
Molecule: messenger RNA, 948 nt
Organism: Owenia fusiformis
Lineage: Eukaryota; Metazoa; Annelida; Polychaeta; Sabellida; Oweniidae
Source: the annotation of a GenBank genome assembly